Rhododendron vialii is the source of this 4140-nucleotide messenger RNA. RefSeq names its product histone-lysine N-methyltransferase ATX3-like. The coding region runs from base 706 to 3843 and encodes 1045 amino acids. Gene Ontology annotation, molecular function: protein binding. Gene Ontology annotation, biological process: regulation of transcription by RNA polymerase II. The transcript has 23 exons. The record is from RefSeq and is a predicted model, not a curated record. NCBI's taxonomy places the organism in Eukaryota, Viridiplantae, Streptophyta, Magnoliopsida, Ericales, Ericaceae.
UAGCACGGAACCCUCCAUACCCCGUCCUCGACCCCCGAGCCCAAUUCCUUCGUCUCCCUCGCAUUUUUCAGUCGCCGUUCGAAUUUCGCAGCAAAUCUUCGAGCCAAAACCCCUCCCAAAUCAAAUCACUCCAAAAAGGUCGAUUACAAAAAUCAAACUUCUUUACUCAUUUAAAUAAAUACUAAAUAUUUAACCCAAAAAACGCCACUUUAUACACAUGUACAGAUAGAUACACUCCAAACAUAUUUCACUAUAUAUUCCCAAUUCCUCGUCUCCGACGAACAGAUCUCUCUCUCUCUCUCUCUCUCUCACACACACACACACAACAGCUUUCAGUUUUGAAUUUCUCUACGUCGUCGAUUGCUUUGUUUUUUCCUCGGACAAUUCGUAAUCGAACGACGAGAUUGAAUUCUCUGCGGUUCGGUUCGUCGAGGAACAGAUUCGUCCAGUGAUUGCUGAAUAUUAUCGGCUUAAACAGUUCCGUCAGGCGAUUAGGGUUUCGUUGAAAUUGCUUUGCAUUAGAUUAGGUAUCCAGAUUGGAGCGGCACAGGAUAAUUUUCGGCUAAAAUUCGGAAAAAAAGGUUUCAGCUUUGGUGGAGUCUUGGAUUGAAUCAAACUUUCGGGGGUGAAACUAGGGUUUUAUGUGUUCCGGUUCAGUCGACGAAAUUAGGGUUUUUUGAUGGUCAGUUUUCGUCGGCUGAGGAGAUGAUUUAUACUCGGCGGAACAAGGCCGCGGGGAAGGGCAUUGAUUUCUCGGGAGAAGUUGAGGAAGAGGAAGAGGAGGAGGAGGUGUGCUCCUUGAAGCCGAAGAGGCAGAAGACGAAUGAUGGGUAUUACAACGUACCCAUAAGGAGCUUCGAUCAGAUACGGGGUGGCGUUGGCAACUGCGACCUCGUGGAUUCUCGAGUAUCCUAUUUCGACGGUGAAAUUGGUUUGGAUACGAAGAUCCGUAGUGGUCGGGUUGUAGUGAAUCAGAACACAGAAGGUGAUCGUCCUCCACUGUUUAAAUCGGCGCGAGGACGUGUUCAGGUACUUCCUUCUCGUUUCAACGACACAGUUAUUCAUCCAUGGAAGAAGGAUUGUUCAAAUGAUUACAAAUCUAAUUGUGAGAAUGGCAAACCUGUAAUGCUCAAGAAAAGGACGAGUAAUGGUAUGGCGGACAAGUUCAGCUUCCAAAAGCAUGAUUUGAAUCUGUUUUCCGCAAAAGUGGAGGAAGGAGAAAUUGGCUGCAAUGGAAUCAAGGAUUUCGGCGGGAAAAUGUAUUCGAGUUCGCGUAGUACUGUGACGUCGGCUUGUGAUGGGAGCAGUUCACCUUUGUUAGAAACUGAUGAGUAUCCACCCAAGUUGCUUGGUAGUAGUUUUAGAGCUGAAGAGAAAUUGGUGAAAGAGAAAGCUGCAAUUAAGAAGGACUUUUACAAGCCAGAGGACUUUAUUCUGGGCGACAUAGUUUGGGCAAAAUCAGGGAAGAAUUACCCAGCUUGGCCAGCUAUUGUCAUUGAUCCCCUGUGGCAAGCUCCUCAUACUGUCCUCAAGGCUUGUGUUCCUGGCACUAUCUGUGUGAUGUAUUAUGGAUAUUCCAAGAAUGGAACACAAAGGGACUAUGCAUGGGUGAAGGAUGGAAUGAUUUUUCCCUUCUCAGAGUACAUGGACAGAUUCCGGGGACAGACAAAGUUGUAUGGUAGCAAGCCUAAAGAUUUUCAGUUUGCAAUAGAGGAGGCAUUUUUAGCAGAAAGUGGAUACAGUGAAACGGGCCAUGGAACUGAGCAGGAAGCUCCGGCAGCAGAUCACAUUGAAAUUCAGGAGGCAACUGGUUCGAACGAGGAUCAAGAGUGCUACUCUCAUAACCAGGGUUCAUAUGAUAGGAAGGGCACAGGACUAUGUGAUAGCUGUGGUUUGAUUAUGCCAUGCAAAACAACAAAGAAAAGGAGGGGUUUAACUUUUGAAGUUCAGAGUUUAUGCGAACACUGCGUUAAGUUAUGGAAAUCGAAACAGUAUUGUGGUGUAUGCAAGAAGAUUUGGCAUCAUUCAGACGGUGGGAAAUGGGUGUGUUGUGAUGGUUGUAAUGUUUGGGUGCACGCUGAGUGUGCCAAAAUUUCCAGCAAACUUUUCAAGGGUCUGGAUGGCUUUGAUUAUUACUGCCCUGAGUGCAAAAGCAACUCUAGCUAUGAACUCUCAGUUGCAGAAAAAGGGCAAUCAAAAGUCAGGUCUACAGUAAACAGUGGACAAACCAUGAUACCUGACAAGAUCACUGUAGUCUGUACUGGCAUGGAAGGGUUCUAUUUUCCAAGUCUGCAUUUAGUUGAGUGUACGUGUGGUUCAUGUGGAACAAAGAAACGAACGCCUAGUGAAUGGGAAAAACAUACAGGUUCAAGAGCGAAAAAAUGGAAGGUUAGCAUCAAAGUGAAGGGUUCGAUGCUUACACUGGAGAAAUGGAUUGAAGAGUAUAAUGCUCAUGGCUUCAAUCCACUGAAGUUGAAUAAACAGCAGCUACUUUCUUUUCUCAAAGAAAAAUAUGAACCUGUCUAUGCAAAGUGGACUACAGAGCGAUGUGCUGUAUGCAGAUGGGUUGAGGAUUGGGAGUAUAACAAGAUUAUAAUUUGCAACAGGUGUCAAAUGGCUGUCCAUCAAGAGUGCUAUGGAGCAAACAAUGUUCUGGAUUUUACAUCAUGGGUUUGCAGAGCAUGUGAAACUCCUGAUGUUGACAGGGAGUGUUGCCUCUGCCCUGUAAAAGGGGGUGCUUUGAAGCCGACUGAUGUUGACACCCUGUGGGUUCAUGUCACAUGUGCUUGGUUCCGGCCUGAAAUUGCUUUUUUAAAUGGUGUGACUAUGGAGCCUGCAGUUGGACUUCUUAAAAUUCCAUCACAUACAUUUGUUAAGACAUGCGUAAUUUGCAAACAGAGUCAUGGUUCCUGCACCGAGUGUUACAAAUGCGCCACUUCUUUUCAUACAAUGUGUGCAUCUAGAGCAGGAUAUCAGAUGGAAUUGCAUUGCUCGGAGAAGAAUGGGACGCAGAUUACCAAAUGGAUAUCAUACUGUUCUGUUCACCGGGCCCCAAACCCAGAUAAUGUCUUAGUUAUACAGACUCCAUCAGGGAUAUUCUCUACAAGAAGUUUGCUUCAAAGCCAGAAGCAAGAACAUUUCUUCAGGGGCUCAAGGCUAGUUCCAUGUAAGACAGCAGAAAUUCAUGAAGUCUCAAAAGCGGAGACUAAUGAUGUAGAACCAUUCUCUGCUGCAAGGUGUCGUAUCUUUAGAAGAUCAAAUAAGAAUAAUGAAGCACAGCCAAUAUUCCACCGAGUGAGGGGGCCAAGUCAUCAUUCUCUCCAUGUGAUAGAUUCUCUAGUUGAAAGUGCAGAUCCAAAGGCUUUUGCUUCAUCCUGGGACAGGCUUAACCACUUACAGAAGACAGAAAGAUACCGUGUUUGUUUCGGUAGAUCUGGAAUACAUGGAUGGGGCCUAUUUGCACGUCGGAGCAUGCAAGAAGGAGACAUGGUUCUCGAGUAUCGUGGUGAGCAGGUGAGGCGUAGUAUUGCAGAUUUAAGGGAGGCACGCUACCGGUCAGAGGGCAAAGAUUGUUAUCUUUUCAAGAUCAGCGAUGAAGUAGUAAUUGAUGCCACAAAUAAGGGGAAUAUAGCACGCUUGAUCAACCAUUCUUGCAUGCCCAACUGCUAUGCAAGGAUUAUAAGCAUGGAUGACGAAGUGAGUCGGAUAGUUCUGAUUGCGAAGUCUGAUGUGGCUGCCGGUGAUGAACUAACGUACGAUUACUUGUUUGAUACUGACGAGCGUGAAGAAUCUAAAGUCCCUUGUCUUUGUAGAGCUCCUAACUGUCGGAAAUUCAUGAAUUAGAUUUACAUACAUGAUACUCUUUAUAGACGAGAAUGGACAGCAAUUUUUUCCCCCGGAAGAAACAAUUGACCCAUGUCACAACGAUGAGAUUUCAUAUGGUUAUCAUUGUAACUUUGUAAUUCUUUUACACCCAUAGAAGUUUUAUUUCAAUUGUUUUUCAGGAGCAAAUAACUUGUAAAUUUACCAGCUGUGCGCUGGUAUUUUUGUAGAUUACUGUAUUUUUCACCCAUGUAAUGAAAUAGUAUAAUUCUUUGUUGGCCCCUUGGAGGCUGUGUGUUAAUCUUUCGUCUUGUCUCC